GGUAGACGGGAGCAAGGCACCGCCCGAAGCUCCCUCUUUUGCCCCUUAAAAUUAGACCCAAAAUGCAAAAACUCGUAGGGAAGAGAGACUAUCGCAUUUGUACGCACGUACGAGCAUCUACAUAGUCGAUUGAUAAAUGCUGCCUAAAUACCAUAAGUUUCCCAAUCGUUUCCUAACCUAAUGUUCAACACAUGAACACCAAUGCCCCUGUAAUGUGGUCACGUAAUCAUGUUCUCUUUUUUCCAAGUUUUCUGUCAUAAAAAUAGCCAUCCGUUGACCUCGCUCACUUUUGCCUUUAAAGCACUCCUUCCCCUCAUCCCUUUCUUCUUUUUCCCUUUACCCUUUUGAUCUUCUCUCCAUAGCCCUGUCUGCAUAAAGAAGCGCCGUUGGAGAAUGCAUGCCUGAAUGUCCAGAGACCGGUACCGUCCAAAUGAUGUCGAUCUAAACAUGGAAAGAUUGGAUGAGAUAGCAAAGAAGAUCAAGAGAGAGAAGGAUGCAACUUAUGGUGAUGAAAUGGGAAGAAGGCACAUGAUGUUGAGCCUAAGCAGAACCGGAACGCUCAACACGAUAACGCCGUGCGCGGCGUGCAAGCUUUUGAGGAGGCGAUGUGCCGAAGAGUGCCCUUUCUCCCCUUAUUUCUCUCCACACGAGCCUCAGAAAUUCGCCGCUGUUCACAGAGUCUUCGGUGCAAGCAACGUCUCCAAGAUGCUCACGGAGGUACCGGAGAGCCAAAGAGCUGAUACCGCCAACAGUUUGGUGUACGAGGCAAAUCUGAGGCUGAGAGACCCAGUGUACGGAUGCAUGGGUGCAAUCUCGGCUUUGCAACAGCAGAUCCAGACUCUGCAGGCUCAACUCAACGCUGUAAGAAAUGAGAUACUGAGAUUCAAAUACAGAGAAGCCGUCACUACAAAUCACGUACAAUCCAAUGUUGUCGUUCCUCAUUCUAGAACUGCUCUUAAUCCUACUGCUGCUUUGGCUGUUUCCGUUGUUCCUCCUCCAACCCUUUCUUCGUCUUCUUCCACUGCCGCACCUCCCGACCCCUCUCCUCCUCCUCUGCCGCCACCCCCGUCUUUAGUCGUGCCCUCAUCUUCUUCCUCCUCCUCUUCCACUUCUUCUUUAUUCACUACCCCAACCAGCACCACCACCUAUAGCUCCAUCUCUAGCGAAACUAAUACUGUCCAUUACUUCGAAACGAUCUGAUCUUAGAACCCUUCUUUUUUUUUUUCGCUUUUAUCACUCUUAGUAUCCAUACAGAAGCUAUUGUACUAGACCAUUUGACUUGCGCCUGUUUUCAUUAGACACAAGGUUUUGCACCCGUUCUCAUUAGGCACAAGGUUGAGAAGAGCCACUUCAUCUUAGAGAAGCUAUUGUACUAGACUAGUUGACUUUGCGGCUCCUGUAUUGUGAUCUGAUCUAGAUUCCCGAGUAACUUCAAUCUCUUGUUCUAUGAUUUGAUCAUGUCAAGCAUUAUUUCAGCACAAUGGAUCAUGCAAUGAUGAUCAUAUUCUUAUGCUGA
This is a messenger RNA of Eucalyptus grandis, 1516 nucleotides long. RefSeq names its product LOB domain-containing protein 15. The record is from RefSeq and is a predicted model, not a curated record. The transcript has 3 exons. Lineage: Eukaryota; Viridiplantae; Streptophyta; Magnoliopsida; Myrtales; Myrtaceae. The coding region runs from base 406 to 1200 and encodes 264 amino acids.